AGGUGCAGUGUGAUGAGAGAACGAGUCAGCAGAGGUGUGUGUGUUUUUCCCCCUCUCUCAUAUUGUCGUCGCUUCCCCUCCUCUUUCCUGUUCUAUAAAUAACCCAUAAGAUUAACUCACGGCUGCUGAAUCCUUUCCAAGGCUCGUCACGCCAAGUUCCAGCCCCCCAAUGCCAAGCUGAUACGUCGGGCGCUACUGGGAAGGUUGAUCUGUUUGGGUGAGUUCGCUGUCACUCUCUCCCUCCUCCCGGUCCAGCUGCUGCCGAUGUGAGAAGCGGAUUGCUCGGGGAGCUAAUGCUGUUGACGAGGUAGCAACAUCUCGACCCAGGCAAGUUAAAGCAAACCUCUGCGGUCAAUCGCAUCUGUCUCAUUAGACACCAGGAUCCUGACGCAGCAAGGAUGGAAAUCAAGUUUUCAAUGGAGCCUAAUUAUCUCUCAAUUUGUAUUAGUGAGACCUUUCAAACUCUGAUCACUUAAAUUAAAUCAGUAAAUAGCCUUGUACAUGAUGGAAGACACUCACACGACCCAACUAUUGCAUAAACCUAUCAAAGAACGCUGCUUCAUCAGCUUCUAUUACCCUGGGGGAGAAGCCAGAUGGACUCCGUACAAGUGCAGUACUCUACUCGAUGGCUCAAUGAAAUGUAUUGCAAAGUACAAGCAAGCGAAGGAGGAGCCAGAGAUCGGGAAACAGAAAGGCUUGCACUCUGACAACACAGGCUACAUUCAGAAGCAAACUUCCACAGCUAACACUGUGAAAGAACUCUGUGCAGGCUCCUUGUGUCCAAUUGAAAAACUAUCAUUAUUCCCUGAUGUGUUAAGUAGAAGGCCAGCUUUCAAUCCAACUUUAAAUAUGGGAAAUCAGGAUGGAAAAUUUGAAGAUGUUCAAGAGACCGAGUGUAAGCAGAAUGAACGGGAACAAGACUGUGGUGCACUGGAUCUACAGUAUUCUUGGUCUUCUGAGCGAAAGAAAAGUGAUGGCAAAAUUAAAAAGCUGAAAAAGAUUGGCAGAAGAAAAGAGAACACCGAGGAGUCUGCAUGUAAAGCUGUAAAAAAUAAAAAAAUUGUGGAAUCGGAACCUUUUGUUGUAUGUGCAAAAGAAAUAUCAGUGAUGAGAGAUGAAAUGUGCACAAAUAGCUCUGUAAGCAAUUUUCCUAAUUCAGUUAAUUAUAGCAAAAGCAAAAAUCUCCAGCCAGCCAUGGACGAUAUUGACAUGCUGUCGGGAAUGAAAAGAGCUACGUCAGAGGUACUGAGAGGGAACUCGAAUUUUCAGGAAAACACCAGAACAACUGGUUUAAAUACUGGUUACGACUUUAAAUCAGAGUGCAAUGAUGAGUUUAUUACUGAAGAUUUAGUGACCAGUAGUAACAGUUUAUUGGAUGACUUACAAGAUACCAUAAAACUCCUGCAAGACCAGCAUGAUAAUGUCUUGCAAAGCAAGCAAAUGGCUGAGAAGUUACCAGAGAUCUGUGCCACUAUGCCUUCGAGAAGUUUACCUUCGGAUGACCAGCAUCACUGCAAAGUUGGAGCAACUCCGGAGGAAGCAAUAGCCACAGUGGUUACCAAAAUACAUGAUACAGGAAUGGUUGUGCAAAACGUUGUUCCAGCUAUUUUAAGGUCAGAAGAAAGCAUAAGCCAUGAACAUUUUGCAGAUGAACCAGUGCAAAGUUGUGUUGAGGAACAGAACAUUUCCACAGUGGUUACUGAAAUGCAGAGUGAAAGACCCGCGGUUUGCCAUGUUGUCACGGUACCUGUGAUAGACUUGGAAUACAAGACAGCUGUGGUGUGUGGCCAAGAGUCAGACAGCGAUAGAAACUUAUUUAAAUGUGAUGGGGGAGAAAUGCCAAUGGUUGUAGACUCCGAGACAUUCACUGGGUGUGUCAACAAACAUCUGAUCAGUGUUAUUGAGAAUGAUCAGUUUUAUGAAGCAGGUGAAUGGCACAGAGUGGAAAAGGGCAGGUUGCAUGGAAGUGGAACUAAUUGGACUUGUGACAACAAACUGUUCAGGGAUGGUGCACUAGACAUAAAAGAAAAACUGUUUUCAAAUCCACUUCAGUCUGUAGAUGGAAUUUCCUUGGAUGACACUUUGAAGGAAGACAAUAAAACUGUUUCUCUACCAUUACUGAUAGCAGUUAGUAAUGUUUGUAAUAGUCCAUGCCCUACUAAUAAUGCUCAGCAUGUAUCACCUGUUGCAUCUCCUCUGACAUCCGGAUUACCUAGUCCUCAACACCAUCACAGGAUACUCCCAUUACCUGUAUUGGAAACAGAACACAAAACCUCACAAGAGGACUGCUCAAAGCCGUAUACAUCCAUUCAUAACUGUACUGCAUCGAAAGAAACAGAAGUGGGACAAAACUUGGAAGGAGGUGUUAUUUUGCACCAAAAUCUCAGCAACACCAAUGAAAAGUUUCAGCAGCAAGACUAUAUGGAACAAGAUGUAUUCGGUCAGUAUCAGGCAGUACAAGAGAAGACUUUUCUAAAGCAGCAAUAUACUGACCUAGCAGAAAAUGGAUCACUGGUGGAAAGAGAUUGUACAAACACCAAGCCACAAUAUUUGGAUCUUCAGCUAUUCACUAUGGAUGGAGAAAAUAUUGAUACAAAUACUCAAACAUUCUGUUACAUGGAGGGUUAUGAUAUAUCUCCAUCAGAAUUUGAAGACCGAACUCCUGGACGGCUCCAGGCCAUUUGGCCACCUCCCAAACCAAAAGAUGAGGAAGAGAAAGUGGGUUUGAAGUAUACUGAAGCAGAAUACCAUGCUGCCAUUUUGCACUUGAAACGAGAUCACAAGACAGAAACAGAAAAUUUGCAGAAUGAAUUUGAAUUGAAGCUUUUCCAUAUACGUGGGGAACAUGCCGAAGAAAUAACUAAACUUGAAGAAACUAUUGUGCAGCUACAAAAUAAAUUGGAAAAUAAAAUAAAAGAGGGCAAGUCUGAAACAAGGGACAUUGCUGUUUCCACUGCAGAUGAACUUGUGGUGAAAACAUUUCGCAACGUUUGCAUUCAAACUGACCGAGAAACGUUCAUACAGUUGAAUCAAGAUGAUGGCAAGAUAGCAAAAAGCAAUCUGAGCACCCCAGGAAAGUUGAAGCUUGCAUCCUUGAACUUGAAUGGUCAGUCAGCUUGCUCUCUCCAUACUACAAAGGAGGAAGCUUUACCAUCUUCACAAACCUCAACGUCACAAGAAUCUCAGCCUGUACCACUUCCUCUGUUAACACCAUCACUUUCAGGUUCUCAAAGUUCUCCUACUGCACUCCUGAGUGGUCCACCAGCUCCACCACCACCACCUCCACCUCUUCCAGGCUCUGGACCUCCUCCGCCUCCACCUCUUCCAGGCUCUGGACCUCCUCCGCCUCCACCUCUUCCAGGCUCUGGACCCCCACCGCCACCACCAUUUGGAGUUUCUAAUCUCAGAUUGUCAGCGGACAGACCUGUACGGAAGCCUAUCAUAGAACCACGCCGCCCAAUGAAGCCUUUAUAUUGGAAUAGGAUUCAGAUAAAAGAUUCCAGAGAUGGCAAUAUCUCAACCAUCUGGGAAUCACUGGAAGAACCUCAUAUCCAAGAUGCUGAAGAAUUUGAAGAACUCUUCUCCAAACUAGCAGUGAAAGAAGUGAAGAAGCCUUUGUCAGACAGCUACCAGAAGACAAAUAAGACAAAAAAGAUUGUAAAGUUGCUGGAUGGCAAACGUUCUCAGGCUGUGGGAAUCUUCAUAUCAAGUCUACAUCUAGAAAUGAAAGACAUUCAACAAGCUAUUUUAUAUCUGGACAACACUGUGGUGGAUUUGGAAACACUUCAAGCAUUGUAUGACAAUAGAGCUCAGGAGGAUGAACUGACAGUGAUUCACAAAUAUUAUGAGAAGUCAAAAGAGGAAGAAAUAAAGCUCCUGGAUAAGCCAGAGCAGUUCUUGUAUGAGUUAUCACAGAUACCUAACUUCGCUGAACGCACCCACUGUAUCAUAUUCCAGUCUGUUUUCAUGGAAGGAAUUUCCACAAUACGACGCAAAGCAGGGAAUGUUCUCCACCUUAGCAAGACUUUGACAGAUCACAAAAAUGUGAAGAUUGUUCUUGGACUCAUCCUAGCUUUUGGAAAUCACAUGAACGGUGGAAACAGAACACGUGGCCAGGCUGAUGGAUUUGGUCUAGAAAUUCUUCCCAAAUUAAAGGAUGUCAAGAGCAGGGAUAAUCGAAUUAGUCUUGUGGAUUUUGUUGCAUCCUAUUAUUUGCAUCAUUUUGACAAGGAUGCAGGAACAGACAAGAGUGUAUAUCCUCUACCAGAACCUCAGGAGUUAAUGCGCGCCUCACAAGUUAAAUUUGAGGAUCUCACUAAGGAUCUUAGGAAGUUGAAAAAAGACCUGGAAGCAUGUGAGAAAGAAAUAACACUCGUUUGCCGGAAGUCAUCAGAGCAGGAGCUCCAACCUUUCAAAGAAAAAAUGGAAGAAUUUAUUCAAAAUGCAAAGAAUGAUCUUAAGGUAGAAGAAGCACAUCUUGAAGAAUCACAGAAAAGCUUUGAAGAAACAAUAAAGUUCUUUGGAGUGAAGCCAAAACCUGGGGGGAAAGAUAUUACUCCAAACUACAUAUUCAUGCUGUGGUUUGAAUUCUGUACUGAUUUUAAAAAUACUUGGAAACGUGAGAGCAAAAACAUCUCCAAAGAAAGGUUGAAGGAGGCUCAGCAAUCUGUGAAGAAGAUAACUUCAGAAAAGAAAGUUGAAACAAAGAAAACAAAUCCUAACAGCCUGAAAGAAAGACUACGCCAAAGGGAGGCGAGUGUCAUCACAGACUGAAGGAAACCUCAAAGUGAAAGAGUCCUGUGACUUGAUUAUUGCAUUCAAUCGGAAUUUGAGGGAUGUUCCUUGAAAAACUUGCACAUCUUCAUGCUGCUUAUCCCCCGAUGCCAACACACCAAGGAGGUUUCCAAUUCCAUGACAACAUCAAGAGAGCCUUCAUACAUUCUUGAUUAUAGUUGUCACAGGAUCUAUAUGUUCUGCCCUCACCAAAGUGAGAUUUCAAUGCUUGGUUCAAGUUGUGUCUAAUUGUUGUAUAUCCCAUAGAAUUCCAGCAAAGGGAUUCUGGAAUCUAAAAAUAUCAAUAUGCUAUCGCUUCCAAAAGCUAUUCUCUCUCUUGCAACAUCAGUGGAUUAUAGUACGCUGUGCUACAAUGUGACUUGGGGUUAGACACAGUGUUCUUAAAAAUUUAAUCAAACAUUGAAAUUGUAUAAUGUUCCAGUUGUAGCUGCUACAGAGUUCAAAAAUAAUGUAAAUGUUAUGUUUUUGCAGUUAC
This is a messenger RNA of Chiloscyllium plagiosum (whitespotted bambooshark), 5269 nucleotides long. The record is from RefSeq and is a predicted model, not a curated record. NCBI's taxonomy places the organism in Eukaryota, Metazoa, Chordata, Chondrichthyes, Orectolobiformes, Hemiscylliidae.